Messenger RNA from Gilbertella persicaria, 1708 nucleotides. RefSeq lists its product as uncharacterized. Gene Ontology annotation, molecular function: ATP binding; ATP-dependent protein folding chaperone. The transcript has 5 exons. The coding region runs from base 46 to 1701 and encodes 551 amino acids. NCBI's taxonomy places the organism in Eukaryota, Fungi, Mucoromycota, Mucoromycetes, Mucorales, Choanephoraceae. The record is from RefSeq and is a predicted model, not a curated record.
AUAUAUAUUUUUUCUUCUUUUCUUUUUCUUAGUAUUGCUUAUAAAAUGAACAGGACGUUUAAUCCAAACGACUAUCCUGUUGUGAUUGGUAUUGAUUUUGGUACCACUUUCUCUGGUUGUGCCUAUGCUUAUACACAAAAUGAAGAAGUAGUUGAUAUUGUACGAUGGCCUAAACAAAACAACAAUGUCUAUCCCAAGACACCUACUUUGAAUUUCUAUCAAGGCAAUUCAAGUCAAAUGACACAAUGGGGUAAUGCUGCUCGUGUCGAAAUGCAAAGACCCACAGCCCGUAAUUCUGUCUUGUUAAAACAAUACAAGCUUUAUCUGGAUGAAAACAUUGCUAAGGAUUUGCCUCCCUUGCCUAAUGGACUGACUAUUGUGGAUGCUAUUGCAGACUAUUUAAGCGCGUUUCAUGAACAUGUCGUUAAUGAGCUCAAAAAGGGGUUUGCUCGUAAUUAUGGUCAACAUCAAUUUAGAUAUUGUCUUACAGUGCCUGCUAUGUGGUCUGACAGGGCCAAGAAUACCAUGCGUGAUGCAGCUAUCAAGGCAGGCCUGAUUGAUGAAACAGAUCACCGUGAUCGACUGAUGCUGAUUAGUGAACCUGAAGCAGCUGCUCUCUACUGUGAAAAGAAAUGCGAGCAAUUCAACCUAAGACACGGUGACAAAUUCAUGAUCUGUGAUGCAGGUGGUGGUACUGUGGACUUGAUUGUGUUUGAAAUUGAUGAACACAGUGGCAGAAAACUCAAGGAAUCCACCAAGGGUCAUGGUCAGUCCUGUGGUUCUGUCUUUUUGGAUCGUCGUAUGCGUAAAUUGCUGAAAAAGAAGUUCAAGGAAUACUUGAGUAGCAUUCCUGCUUCUGCUUUUGAGACCAUGAUGGAUACCUUUGUAGACCUCAUCAAACCUCAAUUUGAUGGUAUUGAAGAUCAGUUUAUUUCUUUGCCUGCUUCUAUGAAUCUCGGUUCACUUAAUAAUCCUGCUAUUGGAUUAGAAGAAGGCAUGCUCUGUUUGACAGCAGCUGAACUCAAAUCAGAUGUGUUUGAGCCUGUUGUUAAGGAAGUCUUGAACUUGAUUGAAGAUCAAUUGGUCAAGGCAGGCUCCUUACAAGCUGUGUUCCUUGUAGGUGGUUUUGGUUCAAGUAAUUAUCUGUUUGAGCGUGUUCAACAAGAGUUUGGUUCUCGUAUUGGUCUGGUAGCUGUCCCCCCUCGUUGUGAAUUGGCUGUGGUGCGUGGUGCUGUCUAUUUUGGCCUGAAUCCUCGUAUUGUGACUACCCGUAUUCCUCGAUACUGGUAUGGUAUUGACACAACCACCACGUUUGAAGAAGGCAUUGAUCCCCCCAGUUACAAAAUCAUCCGUGCUGAUGGUUCUGUACGUUGUGACAAUCGAUUCUCUGUCUAUGUUCGUCGUGGACAACCCUUGGAUAUUGAUAACUGUGUCAGCAAGGACUUUUUUGCUUAUUAUCCUCAUCAUACCACAUGUACGCUUUAUGCAGCAGAUACAGAAGAAAUGCCUCGUUAUACCACCAGCCCUGGUGUACGCAAAGUGGCUAAUUUCACUAUUCCUAUGCCUGCUUUGACAGGUGUCAUGGAAGGUGAAAAAGUAGAUUUGUCCAUCAAGAUGUAUUUUGGUGAAGUAGAAUUAAGAGUAGAAGCUGUGAUUCGGGGUAAAACAUAUGGCACAACAUGUACUUUUGAUACAGAUUAAAAAAAUA